Heteronotia binoei (common prickly gecko) is the source of this 3048-nucleotide messenger RNA. RefSeq names its product zinc finger protein 385B (gene ZNF385B). The transcript is spliced from 9 exons. Gene Ontology annotation, cellular component: nucleus. Bases 44 to 1594 code for a protein of 516 amino acids. The record is from RefSeq and is a predicted model, not a curated record. Lineage: Eukaryota; Metazoa; Chordata; Lepidosauria; Squamata; Gekkonidae. Gene Ontology annotation, molecular function: nucleic acid binding; zinc ion binding.
GAAGCGCCCAGUAAGCCUUGACCACAUCUUUGAAGAUGGAAUUAUGAAUCCAUCAGCAUUUCUGCGAACCUUUGAAGAAAAAGGAUUGAGAUGCGACAGGCCUGACUAUCAGUUGAGUAAAGAGAAAAAGAAUAUCUUUUCCUUCUGUGAAGUGUGCAACAUACAGUUAAAUUCAGCAGCACAGGCUCAGGUUCAUUACAAUGGAAAGUCUCAUCUAAAAAGAGUAAAGCAGCUGAAUAAUGGGAAGCUACCAGCAAGCGCGACGACAGGCAGUUUGCUUGCGAACACCGGUGCAGGCAGUACGUGCCACACAACGACUCUGCCUACCCUCGUUCGAACACCUACGCUAAUGAUGCAACCUUCCCUGGAUAUCAAACCAUUUAUGUCCUUUCCAGUGGACGGCAGUUCUGCAGUUGGGCUCUUCCCCAAUUUCAACACUAUGGAUCCGGUGCAAAAAGCAGUCAUAAACCACACAUUUGGCGUGUCACUUCCCCCAAAGAAGAAACAAGUCAUCUCUUGCAACGUCUGUCAACUUCGCUUUAACUCUGAUAGCCAGGCCGAGGCCCACUACAAAGGAAGUAAACAUGCCAAGAAGGUCAAAGCACUAGAGGCAACGAAAAAUAGACCAAAAGCUGGUGCUCCCAAGGACAGCGCAAAGGGUAAUGCGAGCUGCUCUGCCACGCCAGUCCCAGCCAGCAUCUCUGACAAAUCAGGCAGUACUGUCACUGAAUCCAAUAACAUCAGCUGCACCAUCUUGGGCUCAUCCACUUCCACAUUAUCCAAUUUAAUAUAUGCCUUCAUGUACCAACAAUGCCCUUCCGCUAUCUACAUUGGACAGACAGAAGACACAGCGAACCUGAAAGCGAAUGGCUCAAGUCAGCUUCCAAAUGUUGAAGCAGUCCCUCUUAUCUCUCAAUCUGGAAUUAUAUCAUCAGCCGCCACGGUGGGAAAACCAUCACCAUCAACUUCCUCCAAGAGCACAAAUGGAACGACUAAUGCUGUUUCUGAGUCAGAAGAGGAGAAAGCCAAAAAACUGCUUUACUGUUCAUUAUGCAAAGUGGCUGUGAACUCCCUUUCACAGCUAGAAGCCCAUAACACGGGUUCCAAGCACAAGACGAUGGUUGAAGCUCGGAACGGGGCUGGUCCAAUUAAGUCUUACCCUAGGCCUGGAUCCAGGCUGAAGACUGCGAAUGGAAUUAAAGGCUCUGGGUUGCAGAACAAGACGUUUCAUUGUGAGAUCUGUGAUGUCCAUGUCAAUUCAGAAAUUCAACUUAAGCAGCACAUUUCCAGCAGAAGACACAAAGACAGAGUUGCAGGGAAACCUACAAAACCGAAAUACAGUCCUUACAACAAACUGCAGCGCAGCCCGAGUAUUUUAGCAGCAAAACUUGCAUUCCAGAAAGAUCUCAUUAAACCCCUGGCACCUGCGUUCCUUUCCUCUCCACUCGCUGCUGCAGUAUCGACAACGUUGUCUCUUCCUCCUCGUCCUUCUGCCGCUUUGUUCCAGGCACCAGUGAUACCCACCGCUCUCCUAAGGGCAGGUCACGGCCCGAUCCGAGCUACUCCAACAUCCAUCCUUUUCACACCCUACUGACCUUUGAAUGGGCAGCACACAACCAUGGCCAAUCCAGAUGAGAACAAGGUAGAAGGCAAACGAGGAUUCCAUAUUUUUUUAAGCUGCUGAAUCUUGAAACCGACAUGCUUGCUUGGCUUCCCAGAAAACAGGAUCUGGGAAUUCUUUCUCGACGGGUAUUACGCACUGGGCAACCUAAGCUUGUUUCUGGGGGGUUGAUUUUGUUUGUUUUUUUAAGUAAUUCAGAACAAAGUUUACGGAAUAUGUAAUUGUGCACAAAAUACAUCAAGGGUUCACACAUCUGCUUUUUAACAUGGAUGCAUGACAGGCACUGUAAGCAAGGAAUGUGGAAUAUUUUCCUGACUGACUUGAAAACCGGGGCCGUCCUCCCAUUUGAUGACAUCUACAGGCUCUGGAAACCAGCCAGAUAGAUUUCGGGUGUGGAACUAACCUAGACAGGGAGGAAAUCCAUGUGCUUAAAUUACCGGUAGCAUCUCAAUAGCGGAUUGCAGCUUCGGGCUUCUUGCGUGCUCCUGUUGACAAGGGGUUGUGUAAUGUUUUAGGCCUCGGUGCUAGUGUAUCUUGUGUAGUACUCGAGAUUUGAUCUCUCAUCUGAUUUGAACCGUUCUAGUUGCUGUGUGUAAACGUUUGGAAGCAGAACAGCCUUGAAGCUUAUUUAAAAAAAAAAAAGAUGUUAACAUAGAUGUAUUUUAAUUUAACAUUUAUUUAGAAGGAUUUCAGAAUAGAAAGCCAUAUAUCAAAUAAUAGAGAUUAUGACUCAUUUGCUAUUUUCGUUUAACUUAUUUUGUUUCAUUUCCCCCCCCCCCCUCCUGUUCUCCCUGGUGUUGCUGACCCACCCGUUUCAGAAGACAGAUACAUCAUUUAUAUGUUUAUCUCAGAUUGUGCUCAUUGUUUACUGAGAUGAUGGGCCUGUGUAUUUAUUCAUAAAUAUACAUAUAUAAAUAUAUAUAUAUAUAUAAUAUUAAAAUAUAUUUUUUUCCAUUUUUAAACUUCUUUCCUAUAUAGCAAUGCCAUAUUCAGUUGUGGCUCCCUAAUGCAAUAAUGUACAGAAGAUUUUAAAAAGAUAUUUAUAAAACAUAAUUGUUCUCUUCUGUUGACUAAUAUAUUAUUGUUUUAGCCCAUCCCAUCCCCUGGCUCCCCCUACUUGGUUUUGCAAAGGUGACCCGGAUGUUGACCAACACAGUGGGUUGGAUCCUUUGGAUCUGUUCUACUCGCAAAAGCACUUCAGUCUAACAGAGAGAACGUUCCCUUGACGUCGUUCCUGGCCCCUUAUAUCAGGGGAAGACUUCCCGCUGGAGAAAAAUGCAUUCCAUAGCAAAACAAAUCCGCAGGAUCUAACCCAGUCUGUGUCGUCAAGAGGAAACAAGGGUAAUUUCCAAAAACAAUCUGUAAAGAAUAAAAUAUAUGUGUAUUUUUAAAGGCAUGACUUUUUAAUAAAAUAACAUGGAAGAAUA